Messenger RNA from Paramecium sonneborni, 1259 nucleotides. NCBI's taxonomy places the organism in Eukaryota, Ciliophora, Oligohymenophorea, Peniculida, Parameciidae. The record is from the annotation of a GenBank genome assembly.
AUGAUGAAACAUAUGGCUUUCGUUAUUAAAAUAUUCUCUAAAUAUUUGAUUUUCACUCAAUUAUUCUUACAUUCCAGGAUGUAAACCAGUUAUAUAAACUUAAGUACUAUUUUCUAUAUUUUAAUAUAUCUAUUAUACUUCUCAUAUUAUCAAUUAUUAUAGCUAAACUAUCCACUGCUUGAAAAUCAAAUACACNAGGGUAAUGUUAUUGCAGUUACUGGCGAUGGUACUAAUGAUGCUCCAGCUUUAAAAAAAGCAGAUGUUGGAUUUGCUAUGGGAAUUACUGGAUCUGAUGUUGCUAAGGAUGCUGCAGAUAUUAUAUUACUUGAUGAUAAUUUUAGUUCCAUUAUUACAGGUAUUGUAAUUUGCUAUUUUAGCUAUGAAAUGGGGUAGAAAUAUUUAUGAUUGUAUUAGAAAAUUCAUUCAAUUUUAACUUACUGUUAAUUUAGUAGCUUUAUUCAUGUCUUUUUUAGGAGCUGUCGUUCUUAAAGAAUCACCAUUAAAUACUAUUGAAAUGCUAUGGGUCAAUCUUAUUAUGGAUACUUUUGCUUCCUUAGCUUUAGCAACUGAACCACCUAAUAUUACUGUUCUUGAAAGAUAACCUUAUAAAAGAGAAGAUAAAAUUGUAUCUCCAACUAUGAAUAGAACUAUUGUUGGAGGAUCUAUCUACUAAAUUGUUGUACUCUGUAUUAUCUUAUUUGUCUUACCUAAAUAUAUGGACUUAUCUAUGCCUUAAGAAUUAAUUGGACUUAAAGUAUUCUAUUUUAUUAUUUAUUUAGUUUCAUAAAAAUGUAGUCUAAAUGAGUAUAUUCUUCUAAUCCUUUGUUGUUAUGCAAGUAUUUAAUUCUAUUACUUGCAGAUAAUUGGAUUAUAAAACUAUCAAUCCUUUCACAAAUGCAUGUAAUAAUCCCUUGUUUUGGGGUGUACAAACAUUCACACUUGUUAUUUAAUGUGUACUUAUUUAAUUUGGAGGUAAAUUUGUUAAAGUUUCUCAUUUAACUCUUCAACAACAUUUAUUAUGCAUAGGAUUUGGAAUUGGUAGCAUAAUCUUCUCAGUUCUAGUAAAAUUCCUUAUUCCUCAAAAAUGGUGUCAAAGUGUUGAACUUUUCAGAGAAGAAGUUAUUACUCAAGAAAAAAUGGAUGAUACAUUGGCUAGUAGAUUAAGAAGAAAAUCAACUACAAGAUAAAGAAAUAGAAAAACUGAAAAUUCAGACUAUGUUACUGUCAAAAGCAUGUAAUUAAGUCAUUAAAGAAUGUGA